UGAAAGAAGAAUCAAUGGAGGUCAUUCAUUGCAUUUUUGUGCAUUUCAUACGACCGAUAACAAAUUGUUGAAUCGAAAAGUUACAGUUGUGAGUGAAAGUUUAAUUACGAUUGGUGUAAUGUGUGUUUCUGAUAAAACAAAAUGUAGUAAAUUGUCCUUUCUAAAAAAACAAACGUAUUGCCGUGUGUCAAAAUAAAGGUGGUCAGAAGCGAGGAGUAUUUUCUAAAACGUAACCAUGGCAGAUCAGUUUUGUUUACGUUGGAACAAUUUCCAGACCAAUAUAGUGAGUGCGUUGGACUCAUUGAAGUGCUCUGAGGAUUUAGUUGACGUGACGCUUACCUGCGAAGGAAGAAAUAUCAAGGCUCAUAAAGUUAUACUGUCAGCCUGCAGUCCGUACUUCAGGAAUGUAUUCAAGGAAAAUCCAUGUCAGCAUCCAGUUAUAAUUCUGAAAGAUGUAUCUGCCGAUGACAUUGUCAGCUUGCUAUCAUACAUGUACCAGGGAGAAGUAUUCAUUGAAGAGAGCAAGCUGUCUUCGUUCCUCCAUACGGCAGCCCUGCUGCAGGUUAAAGGAUUGACUGGAGUAACACAGCAGAAAGAAAAUGUAAUUUCCCCAAAUACAUCUAACAAACUUUAUACACAGUUGACAAUAUCUUCAAAAACACACUUUGGUGCUACCAGCAAAGAUGUAAAAGUCCCCGCUUUAAAGAAAAGAAGGAGCAGUACCUCUGACAAACCUAAUGACAUUGGUGACAGUCACAAAAAGAGUAAAUUAUUAGAAACUUGUGAUAUUUACAAUAGGAGUAAUUUAUCACAUUUAAUGGUAGAAAAUCCUGUUUUUGUAGCUGAGAAAAAAGUUGAGAAGAAAUCAGAAAACUGCCCAGAACCCAUCAUAGCUAAUGGGAAAACCUCUAAACUGAAUCAGGCUCAAAGUGACAACAUUCCUUUAUCAAUUAAAACAGAACGGAUUGAUGACAACAAAUCCCCUAUCUCAGUACCCAUAAAUAACUCCGAGAAUGAUGACAGUCUUCCAGAUUAUGAAAACAGUAUGCUUGCCAGGUCCUUGCUACAAGGAAUUAAUCCAUCUAAAAGUGAUAUCAGUGCCAAUAACAAUACAACAACCAAGAAACUGUCAAACAUAGCAGAUAUGUGUACAUCGCGAAGUAAGGACGUAAAUAUCGAAUCUCCACCAACCAACUCUGCAGCAAAGAGCCCUAUAAAAGUAGCCGGAGAGGACAUUUUAGUGAAACCAGAAAAACAGUCACCGAAGUCAGAGAUUGAAUAUGAACCGGAAAUAUUGCUGUCAGAGCAGCAAGACAGUACAGAUGCCGAAAAUACAUUCUCACAGGAACAGUCUCAAGCGUUACUAUUACUGGCAGGCAUGUCAAGUGUUACUGGAUUAUCAGUAGGUGCUUCUACUUCUCAGGGUGUCUCCCACCAGUCAAACCAUGCCGCUAUCUGUGGUGACUGUCCACAUUGCGGUAUGAAGUAUUCCAACCAAUCAGCACUUAAAUACCAUGUCAGACUUAUGCACUCUGACUUAACCAAUCGUCUAUGCUGCUAUCUUUGUCCUAGGUCAUUUACGAUGCGAGAGACAUUCAAAGAGCAUAUGUGGUCUAGCCAUGGGCAAAGAAACUAAAUGUUACUUGCAAGUACACAAUUAAGUACACUACAAAAUGUUGUUGCUAAAUAGUUAUCUACCCUAUGUAGAGAAUAUUAUAUUAUUUAAGAUUUUGGAUUUAUUCCAAAUGUUAUUUAAAUAAGUAAUGUUAGAUAUUUAUGGUGGUUACUAAUUAUUCAAAUGUGCCUUAAACUUGUGUUAUUGUAUUCACAUAGUAUCAGAAUGUGCCUUUUUGAAAAUAAAUUUGCCGUCCUACAUUUAUCGCAAGACGAUCUACGUCAGCGUAAGCGAUUCUACGUAACAAUUGGAGAAAAUUGAGGAUAACCUAAAUUUAUCGUUUAUUAGCGUUUUAUACAUUUAGACUAAGACAGAUUCAUUGUUAUAUUGUUGAUAAUUUAUGGAACAGUCACUUUAUUUGAUUAUCUCUAACAAGUUACUUUUUUUACGAUAUAAAUGUUGGGUGUAAUUGUAGGAUCAAAAUGGUGUGCUGUGAAUCAAGGGUUCGAAACCAAUAUUAAAAAAAAUCAAGUUGAGUACCUCCUCCUUUUUUUGAAGCCGGUUAAGAACCAGCUAAUAUUGGACCUUAAAACGUUAUAUUAUUUCGUUUAUUAAAAACCGGUUCAUGGAUUCCUAACAAAAAACAAUUUUUUGUUUGGUUUCUUCAGAAGACGGAACGACAUUUUUAUGGUUCGUGAAGAGCAAGAACUCGGGGUUAAACUCAUUGUCAUACCUGCGUGGAAGGAAUAGCCUUCGUUUUUUAUAAUACAUAAACGAAACCGGUAUCAAAAAUAUAACGGUUUUCGAGCCCUGGAGGUAAUAACUAAUUAACUACAAAAUGAAAAAAUUAAGUGUUCUGGUUUGUAAUUGGUGCUAAUAAUAAUCUCCAGACAAAGUACAUUUGCAAAAAGUGUUGGUCCAAAAUAUCGGGGCAAUUUUUAAAGAUAGGUGUUUAUUGUAUGGUUUCUGGAGUGGCUGUAUUAAAUGUAGAUUUUGAACAGCUGACUGAGGGCCGUCAUCUUGGCGAGCAAAUUGGCUCGGGCGAGGCGGCAAACGUGCGCGCAUGAGGACGUUUUGCGCGCGAGCCAUUGCCUCGCGAGGCUGCUUGGUCAAUGUUGACCCGGCUAAUCUACAAAUAAAUAAAUGCAUUGGUUUUAGGCUUGACUCUUUAGCCGCUUGCUGUUUUCAUAAAACUUAGAGUGCCUAUUUAUGUAACUGAUGUCUAAUAACUAAAUUGUAUUUUAAAUAGUUCUCAAAAGUGAAGUUAAUUUUGGGACUCACAACAAGUUUGUGAUAUUAUUAGGAGUAAGGAAUGUAUCGUUUAUAAAUUAAGUGCUUAAAAUUAAAAUGACCAGUAUUGAGAAAAAUUCAGGAUAUGAACAUUACGAACUACACGAAAACAGUGAGAAAAACUUUAGUAUCUACCCAAAAUAGCAUGUAGGAAUUCAUUUAGUUUUAUCUAGAUUACCUAUUUAUUAUUUAUUUUUUUACUUUAGGCUCAAAGGGAUAAUUUUAUUGUAUUUCCUCUUGAAAUAAAGCAAAUUUAUUCAAGAUAAAGGUGGAAAAUAAUUUUAAGUGACAUAUUUUUCUAUUAACAUAAACUGUCUCCUGUAUUCCCAAAAAGGGUAGGUACACCACAUGAAACGGUUUUUUUGUUUAAUUGUAACUGUUUUCCUUUAUUUUUUUGUAUUCCUUUUAUACUAUUUGAGUAUCAAAUGAAAAUUAUUCAAAUAAAAUCCAUUUCAAUACAUGCAAGCAGUCAGGUUAUUGUUUCAUAAUAAUAAUUCCACUUGUUAUUUCAAGGGCCUAUUAUUAAAGCAGAUAUUUGUGUUUUUGUAUGUUUAAUGCGAUACGGCUGUUCUUACUUUAACCAAAUUGUUGUUAUUUCGAAUUUUGUUACAAAUUAUGUAAAAAAUGCGUUAUUUUAUAUUUACUUUCUAAAAAAUAUUCGCCCGGAAAGAACUCUGUUAGUUUGUGCCAAACUAAUAUUGCAAAAUAAUUAGUAAAAUGUUAUUGUUGUGUAACUGUCGCUAAUUACAUUAUUUUGGUAGGUGUUAAAAAUAUUGAGAUAUCUUACAUGUCGAAUUUCUUCGCAUAGUGUUAAAUCUUUUGUUACUAGUGUCAAUUUGAUAUUUGAAAGUGUAUUUAAAAAAAACUAUUUUAAUUGAAUUAAGGUCGAUCGAAGUAGUUGCAGCCAUUAGGCAAAUACUCUAAUUCUAGUAUAACAAAUGGCGCCCAUUGGUGAAAGUGAAUUCAAUAGAUGGGCAUUUUUCAAAAUAAAUCUCGAAUAUCCAAUUUCACCAGAUCUGGACUUGUUUGGGCUCAUUCUUCUCAGAAUCACGAGAUGAUUCGAUCCCGACGAUAAAAAAAUAAAUUUUCCAUACAAAAUUUGAGUUUCCAAUACGUCACGCUCCUAGUAAGUUCAGAACACUAAAAUGGUGACGUAAAUGAAAAAAAAGAGGACACAUUUUUUCAUCGUCAGGAUCGAAUUCUGAGAAGAAUGAGCCCAAACACGUCCAGAUCAGGCCCCGUAGCCGAAUGGCAUUUCAACGACGCGAAACGAAAACGAAACGCCGCGAAAGGUAGUCUGGCUCUGUCGCGCCAAUACGCAAA
Molecule: messenger RNA, 4228 nt
Organism: Leguminivora glycinivorella
Lineage: Eukaryota; Metazoa; Arthropoda; Insecta; Lepidoptera; Tortricidae
Product: broad-complex core protein isoforms 1/2/3/4/5-like
Exons: 5
Coding region: 236-1636 (466 amino acids)
Biological process (GO): regulation of transcription by RNA polymerase II
Cellular component (GO): nucleus
Molecular function (GO): protein binding
Source: RefSeq, a predicted model, not a curated record